AUGGGAUUAAAGCCAGACUUUCUCGAAGCUUUUGCGAGUACUGUGAUGGAACAUGAAAAACUCCAGAUCACAGAUGCGACUAUGCUUCUAAAAGAGCAAGAAUCCUCUGUAUUUAAUAUCGGUUCACCCCAAAUCGUACACAAGACUGGGCAGCAUUCGGAUGUGAAACUCAAUGGUCUACCGAAUAAGGACCCUACGAAUGAUGUUAAUCAAAGCUCCAGUGAUGUGCAAAGGCCCUUGCACGUCCAAGUGAAUGGAUUUGGGAAGGCUCCAGCACAACCACUUUCCUCGUCCUCAGCGCAUGGAACACAUUUUCCGCCGUCGCCUGCCCCUUCGCGCGAUGAUAAAUCUGCAACGAGUUCAUUGGGUUCUGCUAAGGCACUUGUUUCUCCACCACCUGUACCAUCUCCAAGCUCCAGAAGCAAGACUCAACCUCCACCACAAAAUCCUCCUGGGAUCACUGGGGCGUCAGGCCCCUUACUGCCAAACGCUACUACAUCACGGCGUGAAGUGGAGGUAACCAGACGAAAGACUGUUGUCGACAAAAUAAACAAAGGAAGAGAGCACAAUGCUUUCACAUUUUUUGUCUCAGGGUUCGAGUCUCAGACGGCUACUCAACUGGCCAUGGCCGCCAGACGUUUGAAAUCGGUUGCUGAAGAGAAAAUGCCUCGCCAUAUGGUUACAAAAGUUUUCGGUGAAGAUGAGGCGAGAAUUGUGAAGAAACGAUCCGCUCAAGUGCAGCUGCCACGACCAAGACCACUUCUGGCAAGUCAGGAAUACGAUGACAGCACUGAUCUUUCGGACAUAGAAGUGAAGGAGAAGGUUGAAACAGUUGUCAUGAAGUAUGGACUGAUGAAAGCUACUAUGAGCUAUAAAAUGGCUGAAAAUUCAAUGCAAAUCGAGAAUAUAAGCCGACAGGUUGAGGAUCUGGAUGGGUUCCUGUGCGUGGACGGUCAAGUGCCAUCGUGCUCGGCGGCUUUGGAUCCUCAGUCUUGUGCCAGAAUCCGUCCUGUAGAUGUUCGGUAUACGCUUACGCGAAGGAAUCGUUAUACCCAUCAAUUCCGUGCCGGAUGCGCUGGUUUUGGUUUGAACCAGGCUAACUCGUUCGGAACUACUGGCGCCUGCGCGCUAAAUAUGGCUCAAGUCACCUGUCCUCCUUUACGAUAUGCCGAAGCAUUUGCGAGAAUGGCUUCAAUGAAUCCCGCGUUUGCGAUUAGAUCGAGAAUUGAUGUUCCUUUCUGGUUGAACAGGGAAGCGAUAGGUGUAGAGCGGCGAAGAUGUGCUCCUGUACAAUUCGACGACGCAGAGGAGAUAGAACGAGGGCAAACUAUCUCUAAGUCGAAGAAAAUGCGAAUGAAUGUGAGGAGUUCUGUAUCGUCGACCGAUUCUUCAUCUAUUGAAGACAGCGAGGAAGAGCGAAAGGACAAAUCUUACACAGCCGGGGGAUACAGCGAAAAAAGAAGACACGAAAUCCGUCGAGCGAGAAACAAAAAGAAGCAACGCAGGCGAGCGCGAAGGCUAUUAGGGGUUGAGUCAGAUACGGAGUCAGAUUCGAGCAUAGAUUCAUAUUUCAAAGUCAGAGUGGAAAUGCCCAAGUAUUCUGACAUCGAAGUACCAAGGUGGCGGAAGCUGUCGAACGAAGAACUCGCCGCAAUUACGAGUCAUCCUGAGCCCUGUUCGUGUUGCAGUUCGACUCGCUUAGAGACUUUGGUGGCGAGGAAACACUUGCGGUUAGCAAAUGAGGAGCGACUUUAUUUUGAGGGGAAACGUCGUGAAAUGCCUUCUUUGGACUCCGAUGAUAACUCUGAGGUGGAAGGAGCUGACUUGACACCAUUGUUGCAAUGCACUUUGACCGAGUCCGAGCGGGCCCUGUACGAUCGUUCAGCCCAAGCUCCUGGUGGACGGGAAGCUCUCCAAAAGCCGCGAUGA
This is a messenger RNA of Necator americanus (New World hookworm), 1929 nucleotides long. RefSeq lists its product as uncharacterized. Lineage: Eukaryota; Metazoa; Nematoda; Chromadorea; Rhabditida; Ancylostomatidae. The record is from RefSeq and is a predicted model, not a curated record. Bases 1 to 1929 code for a protein of 642 amino acids. The transcript has 13 exons.